Messenger RNA from Lotus japonicus, 757 nucleotides. RefSeq names its product dirigent protein 21-like. NCBI's taxonomy places the organism in Eukaryota, Viridiplantae, Streptophyta, Magnoliopsida, Fabales, Fabaceae. The transcript has a single exon. The record is from RefSeq and is a predicted model, not a curated record. Bases 31 to 600 code for a protein of 189 amino acids.
CAAACUUGGUAGAAACUUAUCCUCCAACUAAUGGCUUCUCCUCUCAAAUUCCUCUUUCUCCUCUCACUCACUCUCACUCUCAUCUCUACUCACCUCACCACCACCCAUGGAGCAUUCUCAGAACAAUCCCACAUCGAGUUACCCACAGAACAACAACCACGCACAGAGAAACUAACCCAUCUCCACUUCUUCUACCACGACAUCCUAGAAGGCAAGAACCCCACGGUGGUGCAAAUCAUCGAACCAUCAGCAAGCAGCUUCGGAACCACUUUCAUGAUGGACAACCUCUUAACUGAAGAACAAGACCUGAGCUCAAAGCCUGUUGGGAGAGCACAAGGGUUAUUUGGUUUGGCUUCUUUGGAGGACCGUGGUAUGGUGAUGCUAAUCAAUCUUGCUUUCAGUGAAGGGGAAUACGCUGGCAGCACACUCAGCAUGCUUGGGAGGAACCCUGUUCAGAACACGGUUAGGGAACUCCCCAUUGUUGGUGGCACCGGGGUGUUUAGGUUUGCUAAGGGCUAUGCAACCGCUAAGAGCCUUUGGGAACUUUCCACGUCGGAACAUUUUGUCGUGGAGUAUGAUAUCACUGUGUCUCAUCCUUAGAACUUUCACAACGUAAGGACAGGCUCCAAUAUACUUAUGGUGAUUAGUUUAUGUUUUAAAUAAGUUCACAUGUUUUUAAAAAGUGAGAGAAAUGUAAUAAUUAAAUUUUUAAAAAAUAAAGAUUAUAAUAAAAGGAUGGUACAGAGAGUGUUUCUCA